AGAUACAGAAGAAAACUCCUGAUAAAUGAAUUUUCAAGAGAAAGGAAGUCCUCCUCAGGAAGUUCUGAUUCAAAGGAGUCCACUGUGACAGUAGAACUUGAGACAGAUGAAGUGGUUUUAAUGAGAAGACAGAAACAGAUAAAUUACGGCAAAAACACAAUUGCAUAUGAUAGAUACGUCAAAGAAGUUCCUAGGUGCCAUCGUGUACCAGGAGUUCAUCCCAGAACUCCCAAUAAGUUCAAGAAGUACAGCCGCAGGUCAUGGGACCAGCAGAUUAAACUGUGGAAAGUUGCACUGCAUUCCUGGGAUCCACCGACUGAAGGAGGAUGUGAUCUGCAAGAAAUCUGUCCUGUUGACCUUGGUGAGAUGGAGACAGAAUCUGUUGGAAGCAAUUCUGAGUCUCAAACAAGCUGUCAAGACAAUGAUGAUACGUGUUCUGGCACUCCCACGAAACUUAGACAUGUUGAGUAUCAAGCAGAAGGUGAAUUUGACCUGGAAGUGUGUUUGAGUGAACCACUGAAAGAAUUUGAUACUAACCCAGAAGACGAUGCAACCUUCAGACCAAUUCCACAACCAUGGAAAAGCUAGUACCCUCAGUUCAUGGGUG
Lepidothrix coronata (blue-crowned manakin) is the source of this 607-nucleotide messenger RNA. RefSeq names its product histone RNA hairpin-binding protein-like. Lineage: Eukaryota; Metazoa; Chordata; Aves; Passeriformes; Pipridae. Gene Ontology annotation, cellular component: histone pre-mRNA 3'end processing complex; cytoplasm. The record is from RefSeq and is a predicted model, not a curated record. Gene Ontology annotation, biological process: mRNA transport; mRNA 3'-end processing by stem-loop binding and cleavage. The transcript has 6 exons. Gene Ontology annotation, molecular function: mRNA binding; histone pre-mRNA stem-loop binding. Bases 121 to 588 code for a protein of 155 amino acids.